ACUCAGAGUCUUAAAAAUCGAAGCUUUGCAAUUUUCACCCGUACUGCAGUGGCAGCAGGAGAGAUUCGAUGGCAGACGAGAGUGACGCCGCGAGAGGUGGCUAUAUGAACGUGCCGAUGGGCUCUUCGAUUCCUCCCGGCGGUGACACAGUUUGGGCCGAUGUUUCGUCUCUUCUCCGCCUCGCUUGCGACGAUCUCAAUUUUGAUGAGCUUAUACAUGGAGAAAACUUUAAUCUGUUCGCGGCGAUGUCUGCUUUAGAGAUAAUGGACCCAAAGAUGGAUUCAGGUAUUGUUUCUACGUAUUACUCUGUUGAUGAAGCCAUUGAUAAAGGUGCUGCUCCUGUUCCAUUAAGCUAUGAUAGAACGAUUGACAUUCAGUGUAUAAUUGACAUAAUGGACCAUCUUCUAGCUCUUGAGGCAACAUGGCAUAAGGGGGGUUCAUUGGCUCAAACCGUUUUCUCUUGCAUCUACCUGUUGAGGCCUGAGAGAACAUCAUCACAUGCUUUGCUGCAUUCAUUCUGCAGAAUCAUUCGUAUAACUUGCAAUGCUGUUGUUUCAGCUGUUUUAGAUGCACGAACGAAUGAAGAAGAAGAUCUUUUCACCAUGGCUUAUGGUCUACCAUUAAAAGUCGAUGGAGAUGAAAAAUGCUUAUCUAUGCUUCAUGCAAUUGAAGAAACAAUUUGUCGCCAACUGAAAGCUUGUAAAGCAUCCUUGCCUAAAAGGAGAACUGUAGAAGAUGUAGAGCCACUGCAGAAUAAUCCUGAUCUAGAAGAAGGACUUUGCAAAGCUGUUUUAUGCCGUUUACGUUUUCGUAAGCAUUUUUACCAUGUGCUGAUGUGUUUGAGGAAGCCUCAACGCAAAGGGUUAGAGUUAGCUCAAAAACAUAUUGUUUGUUGCUCGUCUGAGCUAGACGCUAUGCUUAAGUCAGAAGAUUUUCUGAGGCAAAACAGUGCAAGUGGAACUUCAGAGGACUAUAUAGAAAAUAAAACAACAGCCUCUGGUUGUAUGCCAGUAGGUUUUGAUUCUACAUUGAACAGUAGAUCUGCUGCCCCAACCCCACCUCGAUCAAUUAAACUGCUCAGCUGGAUAAAGGCUGUUAAUUAUUUUCAGGAUCUUCUUCGUGAUCUGGAAUUCAUAUGUUCUUGCUCCUUGGAUCCUGCUUUUGAUUCUGCCUUGCGUUUUAUUGUUGACUUUCAGAAGCUUCAACCAGAUUUAGUUGCUAGAGCUUAUGCCCAGCUUCUGCUGGUUCAAGAUGGGAAAUUGUAUGGACGUGAACCUAUGUUUGCUGUUAUUUGCAAAGCUGCCCUGCUACCUGAUGGGACAAAGAGUCAUGAUCUCCAAAAUAAUGAAACUUUUGUGCAAUUAGGGCAGUUAGUGAUAAGUUUGCUGAGAGUUCUAUGUGCUAACAUGGCAUGGCAAAGGCGUAAACUUGGGAAGCUCUUACAGGAUUGGCAAGUAAUAUAUGUACAGAUGGAAUUGGCAUUCAGAAAGGAGUUUGGAGAUAUCACAAGCACAUCCAUCUAUCAGAAUCCAUUUGCGAAGAUCUUCAGACACAUUCUCAUUUGGGUAGAGGAGCAAACAUACUGGAUAGCUUUGCGUUUCCUUGUGCUGGGAUUCGAGCUAGAGCUGUACUCGACCAGUGAAUAUUGCAUGGUGUAUUGGUACAUUUAUGUUGUUCUGGUCAAACUCGCUGAGAAAAGUCAUCUCAAAAUGAUGCUGAGCAAUGAAUCUACAGGUCGGCGGAAAUCGAAAAAGAAGAAAAAUUUUGUUAAGGAUGCGGCAAAUGACUAUCAGAUCCCAGCCGCUGUCUUAUUGCUUCAGUGCUACAUCUAUGUUGCAGAAGGUCUUAUGAUGAUGCUUGCUGCUUUGAGGAAUGAAAAUGGAAACUUUCUCUGUCGGGGCCCUUUUAACACCGAGCAAGAGAGAUUUCUCCAGCACUUUGAGCUAUUGCAAAAGGCUUGCCUUCCCGACAACGUAUCAUUCCUUUCAUUCAUGGAAGCUACGGCCCAUAUUCGAUUCUCUACUCUCUCCAUGUAUGAUUGCUUCAAAGAUGCUCAGAGAAUAGCCAAAGAUCUUCGGGGCAAUUUUUCUAGUGAUCCGGGAAGAAUCGAAGAGCUUCGCCGCAUCGAACAGGUGGCUGAACAUAACGCCGUUGCUCUCAACCUUCUUUCCCGGUUAGGCGCUCUUGAACCUUCACUUAAGACAUCGUUUGAAUUUAUUCACCAUCCGCACUUUGCUCUUGCCGUUGUGAAGAGGUCUUGAUGAUCCGAAAAAUUUUGGUUAUUGAUUUUAGGUUCCCUGUUGUAGCUUUUUGUUAGAUUUUUGCAUUUUCUUCAUUGAUUUGCCUUUCCUCCUUCAAGAAGUGUAUAAUCGUGCAAUUUCCGAAUUCGAUAGAAAAGAAUAUAUUGAAGGAUGUUUGCAUUUUAUGUGGUGAGUUUUUUAUGGUUUGAUAGGAUAAGAAUACUCAUAACCAUUCCUUGAUUUUUAUGAAAAGCUCUUGUUGUGAAUUUUUGUGAU
Molecule: messenger RNA, 2516 nt
Organism: Andrographis paniculata
Lineage: Eukaryota; Viridiplantae; Streptophyta; Magnoliopsida; Lamiales; Acanthaceae
Exons: 16
Coding region: 69-2261 (730 amino acids)
Biological process (GO): N-terminal peptidyl-methionine acetylation
Cellular component (GO): NatC complex
Source: RefSeq, a predicted model, not a curated record